AUGCCACAGUUCGGAGACCACUACGCGCUGCCUGAUCCACCCAAAGCCAUCACCACGGGCUCUGGGGGCGCCCCCAACAUUCCUUACUCGCGCAGCGAGGAGCGACAGGUGUCUGAUCUGCUCAAACACAACCUGGGCCCCGAAUUUGUCUCCAAACGGCCCAGUCCGGGAGGUCGAAGCGUGCACUACUUGGAGGGCUGGAAGGUGUUCAAUCUGGCCAACGAGAUCUUCGGCUUCAACGGUUGGCGGUCGCAGAUCAUCAAGCUGGAGGUCGACUACUGCGACCAGAACCCCGACACAAAGCGAUGGGACGUGGGCGUCUAUGCUAUUGUUCGUGUCCAUCUCAAGGACGGCACCUAUCGGGAAGACACGGGGUCCGGCAAUGUCGAGAACUGCCCCAAGCGAGACAUGGCGCUCAACAAGUCGCGCAAGGAGGCUGUGACGGAUGCAUUUAAGCGAGCCAUGCGUCAGUUUGGCCCCUCUCUGGGCAACUGUCUGUACGACUCGGAAUACCUGAGCAAGCUCAAGACGGUGCGAUCUGCCAAGUACACGUUUGAUGAGAAUAAUCUGAUUCGAAAGCCAGAAUUUGUCAUCAAGCGUGAUAUCAAGCAGGAGCAGGCCACUGCUGCCAACAUUACUGCAUCUACAUCCACAUCCACCACCUCGCAUAAUCAGGAUCCUCCUGCUCCAGCCCCUGCCCCUGCCCCUCCUGCGCCUUCCGUCAGCCUCCACGGUCAUUCAAACACAUCCAGCAACCGCAGCAAGGCCGUGUCCAUAGAGGCCAUGUGCGAGGGCAUCGACUACUCAUUUGACGACGACGAUCUCGACCUCGACUCCCUAGUGCCCCAGCUCAAGGCCGGACGCAACCCUUCGCCCUCCAUCUCCGCUGAGGACUUUGACGAAGACCUGCCCAUUUCGGCUGAGGCAAUGGAGGAGGACGGAUCGCCUAUCCCCGUGGGCUUCUUCAAGGCCAGCGUUGCGGCAGAUAUCAACAAGGGCAGUCCCAUUUCACAGAAUGCCGCGUUUGACAUCAACAUCCAAAGUCCUUCCAUUAAGCGCACCUUGGAGCAUAAUAGGAGUGUGCCUAUUGCCAAACCACGUCCUCCCAUGCACCCCAAGUCCACCAACAUUCCCCCCAGCCCAUUGUCCAAGCCGUUAGUGAAUCCUGUGAAGCCCGAGUUUACCACCCCUGUUGCCAAAAAGCACAAAAUUAACGAAAAUGAUGAAUAG
This is a messenger RNA of Yarrowia lipolytica CLIB122, 1230 nucleotides long. RefSeq lists its product as uncharacterized. Gene Ontology annotation, cellular component: nucleus. Gene Ontology annotation, biological process: double-strand break repair via single-strand annealing; double-strand break repair via homologous recombination; mitotic recombination. The record is from RefSeq and is a predicted model, not a curated record. Lineage: Eukaryota; Fungi; Ascomycota; Dipodascomycetes; Dipodascales.